AUGAGAUUUUACCCUCCUAGAAGUAGAGGAGCGGCGAAUUUAAUUUUUAUUUCUCUGACACUACCAGGAAUUUUAUUAAGUACCAUUCUGACGCUCACCGAUGCACUGGAAGACGUUGGUCAGAAAAGGUUCUCCUUCAGUGGCACCAUAAGAUCAGAUGCAAAGGCAGGAGAUGAGGUGCAGUUGAACUCGAGCAUUGCCAGUUACUACAGCAAGAUUCUGCUAUCAAGCCUCACUAACAAGCAUCACAAAGUGAAAAUAUGUGGCUAUACGGUCUACAGAGAUCCUUAUAUGCUCUUCAAGGUAAACCCAGAGUCAACUGCCACAGGAAGUGCUAAGAUUGUACUUACCAAAGACAUUAAAAGUGAGAAUUUCAAAUGGAAUUAUACCUUCGAGAUUGCACCACACACAUGUGAGUCUGGCAGACAUUUGGAAAGAAGAAAGAUGUAUGCGUGA
Molecule: messenger RNA, 456 nt
Organism: Helobdella robusta
Lineage: Eukaryota; Metazoa; Annelida; Clitellata; Rhynchobdellida; Glossiphoniidae
Exons: 4
Coding region: 1-456 (151 amino acids)
Source: RefSeq, a predicted model, not a curated record